Messenger RNA from Octopus sinensis (East Asian common octopus), 627 nucleotides. RefSeq lists its product as uncharacterized. The record is from RefSeq and is a predicted model, not a curated record. The coding region runs from base 1 to 627 and encodes 208 amino acids. The transcript is spliced from 5 exons. NCBI's taxonomy places the organism in Eukaryota, Metazoa, Mollusca, Cephalopoda, Octopoda, Octopodidae. Gene Ontology annotation, biological process: acetylcholine biosynthetic process; neuromuscular synaptic transmission. Gene Ontology annotation, cellular component: neuron projection; cytoplasm. Gene Ontology annotation, molecular function: choline O-acetyltransferase activity.
AUGGAAAAUAAAAAAAUAUCGGAAUAUUUCAUUCGGGUCGCAUCACAAGAUUUUGAGGAUUACCCUGAAUGGGAUAUUGCCUCAGAACUUCCAAAAAUUCCAUUGCCGAAUAUCGAAAUCACCAUUUUUAAAUAUUUAAAAGCCUUAAAACCAUUAGUUUCAGUGACAAAGUUUUGUGAAUCAGAAAAAUUUGCUAACAAUUUCCUAAAAGACUCUGAAACCCAGCGUAUCAUUUCAUUUUUAGAAGAAGAUGGACUUGUCCCUGUGGACAGAGCAAAUACACGGCGCAAAGGCCAGCCACUGUGCAUGGAUCAGUAUAAAAGGCUUUUCAAGUCUUUUCGACGACCAAGACCUGAUGUUGACGAAUCACGGAUUUAUUCAAUGACUCAUGGACAUCUGGUCAAUUCUUACGAAAGUGGCUCUACUAGACGGUUCAGGCUUGGAAGAGUUGAAAAUAUUAGAUCUGCAACCAAUUUAGUUUUGGAUUGGAUAAAUAAUAUGAUUGACGGGGAGUCGUUUAUAUGCUACGGACCAGUUACAGCUGACGGCUAUGGUGUAUCAUACAAUCCUCGUAAAUCUCAGAUUUUAUUUUGCAUUUCCAGUUUUAAGCCUCGUUUCUUAAAAUGA